Molecule: messenger RNA, 1716 nt
Organism: Prunus mume (Japanese apricot)
Lineage: Eukaryota; Viridiplantae; Streptophyta; Magnoliopsida; Rosales; Rosaceae
Source: RefSeq, a predicted model, not a curated record
AUGAGUGCCCACAACCAAGCUUGGAGCAACUGUAAAGCUUUUUCAAAGCAAAUCGAAGCUCAAACUGAAUAUAAAACUCUUUUGGGUGCAUCAGUUAGUUGCAUGAGAUUUCUUUUGCGACAAGGGCUUCUGUUCUGUGGAGAUGAUGAAUAUGAAGAUUCAAACAACCAAGGAAUGUUUGCUGACCUUUUGAGAUUACGAUGUAAUUAUGAUGAGGAUAUAAAAGCUGUCACAUUGAACAAUGCUUCCUUAACCCUGAAGUUGACAUCAUCUGAUACUCAGAAGGACAUUGAAAUUGCUAUUUCGACGGAAAUCAUCAAUGCAAUCGUUAGAGAUAUUGGUGAUUCAUUAUUUUCCAUUCUUAUUGAUGAGUUUCAUGACAUGUCUUCACAGGAUCAGAUGGCUAUUGUAUUACGUUUUGUAGAUAAAGGUCAUGUAAUUGAGCGUUAUUUAGGUAUUGUGCAAGGUACCGACGACACCGCUGUCUCGCUUAAGGGGGCGAUUGAUGAUUUCUUUUCUACUCAUGGAUUAAGCAUGGCUAAGUUACGGGGGCAAGGUUAUGGUGGGACAAGUAAUAUGCAAGGUGAGUUGAAUAAUCUUAAGACACUUAUAGUGAAGGCGAAUGAGUGUGCAUUUUACGUCCAUUGCUUUGCUCAUGAUCUUCAUUCAACUCUUAUAGUCAUGUCAAAGAAUCAUUUAGAAAUUGUGGAUCUUUUUGCUUGGGUUGCUAAGGUGGUGAAUGUUGUUGGAGAAUUUGUUGAAUGUCGUGACACUCUUCGGGAGAAACAUGAUGUUUUAGUUUUUGAAGCACUCAAUACCAGCGAGCUUUUAAGUGAACAAGGUCUAAAUGAGGGCAGCUCCAAAUUUAAGACUUUGAUAAGCUUGUUUACCAUGUUCUCAUCUGUGAUAGAUGUACUUGAGGUCAUAGCAGAGUUUGGAUUAGAUUCUGAACAGAAAUCUAAAGCACGGGUUCUAUUGGGUCCCCUCCAGUCAUUUGGUUUUAUUUUUAGUCUACAUAUGAUGAUAAACAUUUUGCGAAUCACAGAUGGUUUGUCACAAGCAUUACAAAAAAAUGAUCAGGAUAUUGUGCAUAACAUGGAUGAUAGGUUUCUAACUCGAGGGAAUAAAAGAGAUCAGGUGAUCACAAACAUGCAUUAUUAUCGUGUUGAGUUGUUUUGUACUGUUAUAGAUAUGCAAAUUCAAGAGCUAAAUGUUCGAUUCACUGAAAUGAAUACAGGGUUGCUUCUUUGUGUGGCAUGUUUGAAUCCGAGUGAUUCAUUCUCUGCUUUUGACAAACAAAAGUUGAUUUGUCUUGCUCAGUAUUAUCCAAAUGACUUUUCUACACUUGACUUAAUGAUACUUGAAGAUCAGCUUGAGAAGUACAUUAUGGACAUGCGUUCUAGCAUCGAGUUUUCAGGAUUGAACGGGAUCGCUGAUCUUGCACAAAAAAUGGUUGAGACAAAAAAAGACUCUGUUUUCCCAUUAGUUUACUUGCUGUUGACAUUGGCACUUAUCUUACCAGUUGCAACUCCCAGGAUAGAUAGGGUGUUUUCUGCUGUGAAUAUUGUGAAGAAUCGAUUACGCAACCGAAUGGAAGAUGAAAGGAUGAAGGAUAGAUUGAUUCCAUAUAUUGAGACAGACAUUCUUGAUAGUAUCGACGAUGAGGUUAUUAUGCAACGAUUUCAAAAUAUGAAAAAUCGUCCAUGUCAGUUAUAA